GAACAAGGUCGUGCAUGUGAAUGUGCAUCAACUCCGACCUUCUUGGUGCAUCAUCAAUACGUCUAGACUGAUCUAAUAGUCCCGCAAUCAUGGUCAUGGAAGAGCUACACGAAUGGACGGCCGACGCCAACAAGGCGUUGAGCGUGACUCUUGUAAGAUCGGCUCAGGAUGCUCUUUCGGUAAUCGACGAAGACCCAGAAGCAAGAGCUUUGCUCCCUUUCAACCCGGCAUUCACCUAUCCUAUCUUUGGCGAGAAGGAGAAGAUCUACGGUUACAAGGGAUUGCAAGUUGAGGUCAACAUGGUAUCAGGAAGCUUGAAGCAGUACCUCAACGUCACUUACGACGAAAAGCUCGAGAGCCAAGCGGACGAUAUCGAAGGGACGCUCUUCAAGUUCAUUCCUUCCGAUUACACAAAAUCAGCCGAGAUCUUUGCCGAUACCGUAGCGAAGGACGCCGAAUCGUUCGUCCCGCCGGGUACUCAAAUCGCUUCGUACCGUUCGGCAGAUGACGAAGAAGAUGACGUCGAAUACGGGGUCUGGCACUGUAAAUGGGACACACCGGGAUUCAGGGAGUUUCACCGAAGAGCGCAGUUGUUCGUCUUGCUUUACAUCGAGGGAGGAAGCUAUAUUCAGGAAGACGAAGAUCAGUGGGAAUUCCUAAUACUGUUCGAGAUCCGGCCACAUGAUACGGCACCUACCGGAGCUAGUUAUCAUUUCGCAGGUUAUGUCUCGGCUUACCCGUUCUGGUGUUACCCGGACAUGGUACGGAUGAGAUUGAGUCAAUUCGUCAUCCUGCCGCCCUUUCAAGGACAGGGACACGGAUCUCAACUGUACAAUACCCUCUACGACUACGCAUCAACGCUAGAGAAGGUCGCCGAGCUGACAGUAGAAGACCCGUCUGAAGCCUUUGAAGACCUGCGAGAUCGAUGCGACUUGGUCAGGCUGAAGGAGCAGUUGAAGGAUUCGAAGGAGAUGGCCAAGGGGGCGCCGGUGGAUAAGAAGUGGUUGGAAAAGAUCAGGACGGAGGGGAAAUAUGCCACGAGACAAUUCUUGCGUCUGAUCGAGAUGCUGCUCUUGGAACGACUAAAGACGAACCGGAGCCCGGAACGAUAUAAAGCGUAUCGUCUGCAGGUCAAGGAAAGGUUGUUCAGGUUCAACUACGAGAUUCUCGCUCAGAUCUCGCCCGACGAACGAAGAGAAAAGUUAGCAGAAACGUACAAGAACGUGGAAGAGGACUACAAACGGAUACUGAAUAGUCUCAGGCCGGUCGAGCAGGAUCUGUGGGAGUGGAUCGAGACGCCUCAGCAGGGUACUUAGCGAGUGCGGUCAGCAAUAAUAUACGCGAGCACACCCGGGGACGUCUCCGGGACAAUAUUGAUAUGACAUUUUUGAUAAUAUACAUUUGCCU
This is a messenger RNA of Filobasidium floriforme, 1407 nucleotides long. Its product is annotated as histone acetyltransferase type B catalytic subunit. The record is from RefSeq and is a predicted model, not a curated record. Gene Ontology annotation, molecular function: histone H4 acetyltransferase activity; histone binding. The transcript has 10 exons. NCBI's taxonomy places the organism in Eukaryota, Fungi, Basidiomycota, Tremellomycetes, Filobasidiales, Filobasidiaceae. Gene Ontology annotation, biological process: subtelomeric heterochromatin formation. Gene Ontology annotation, cellular component: nucleus. Bases 90 to 1316 code for a protein of 408 amino acids.